AUGAUUCCCACGAGAAGCCGUCCAGUGAUGGCCGCUGUCCUCGCUGUGUUCGUCUGCAUCGUUUGGUUCAGUGUCACGUGUCCGACUUCUAUCUCAGGCGAAGCAAAGAUUAGUGGAAAGAUAACAUCACUUGAGUUGGACAAGCAAGAUGAUGCGGUGCUAAAUAACAUUGAAGGAUUGAAUGAUGGUGUUAAAGACAAACUCUACGAGGCAGAUAUCGUGUUGUCUGAUGAAGACAAGCGUCAAGUUGAUCAGAGAGAGGAAGGAGAUGCAGACGGUCCAGGAAAUAGAGACUUGAUAAAAAGAAACGCUAUUCGAAACAGACAAAAACUGUGGAAAACCCGCGUUGUGCCGUACAGAAUAUCACCAGCUCUGUGUCAGCAAGUCUCUAAACCAGGCCCCCAGCUCCUGUCUGUUGGACCCGGUUGUGACAAGAAAGGCAUCAUAAUGCACGAACUGAUGCACGCAGUGGGCUUUUGGCACGAACAGUCACGCACUGACCGUAAUAAGUACGUGGAGGUGCUGUGGGAGAAUGUCGGCAAGGGUCAAGCUCACAAUUUUAACAAGUACUCUCAUGGUAAACUAGACUACCUUGGCGCCAUGUACGACUUCCAAAGCCUGAUGCAUUAUGGGAGUCAUGCGUUCUCCAAGAAUGGUAAGCGCACAAUAAAGGCCAUCAAACAACCCAACUUGCAGUUCGGUCAGAGAAAGGGCUUCAGUGAGACGGACAUACAGCAGUUGAAUGCGCUAUACGACUGUAAAAGUGAGUAUAUGACAUAG
Orbicella faveolata is the source of this 780-nucleotide messenger RNA. Its product is annotated as blastula protease 10-like. Gene Ontology annotation, biological process: proteolysis. NCBI's taxonomy places the organism in Eukaryota, Metazoa, Cnidaria, Anthozoa, Scleractinia, Merulinidae. The record is from RefSeq and is a predicted model, not a curated record. Gene Ontology annotation, molecular function: zinc ion binding; metalloendopeptidase activity.